Heterotrigona itama is the source of this 1812-nucleotide messenger RNA. Lineage: Eukaryota; Metazoa; Arthropoda; Insecta; Hymenoptera; Apidae. The record is from the annotation of a GenBank genome assembly.
AGUGCAAGAAGAGAGGGUGGCGGAAUCGGCAGGCGCCAUCACGCGGGGCCACCGCGACCGUCGUCUGAAGGGCCGUCCAGCCAGUGGCCGCGAUCUCGAUUCACCUCAAAGAUGGUCAUGAUGGCUAGCAUGGACGACCACGAGCGAAAAGUCAUCCUCGAGUUCUGCCACCUGCUCGAGAAAAGCAAGCAGCUGUUCAACGGGCUACGGGAUCUGCCACAAUACGGGCACAGGCAGUGGCAGAGCUACUUCGGGCGCACCUUUGACGUCUACACGAAGCUGUGGAAGUUUCAACAACAGCACAGGACGAUACUGGACACAAAGUACGGCCUGAAGAGGUGGCAAAUCGGAGAGAUCGCGAGCAAGAUCGGCCAACUUUACUAUCACUAUUACCUACGUACCAGCGAGACUUCGUAUCUCCACGAGGCCUACUCGUUCUACGCGGCGAUCCGCGGCCGCUCUUAUUACAGCCGCGCCGUCAAGGAGGACCGAAGCGACCUGAUGGUGAAGAAGCUCAGGUACUACGCGCGUUUCAUCGUCGUCUGUCUGCUGUUGAAUCGUAUGAAGCUCGUCCGUGAACUGGUGCAAGAGCUGGACGCCCAGAUCACUAAUUACACAAGCACGUACGAGCCGGACGAUCAACUCGAGUGGAAUUUGGUUCUCGACGAGGUCAAGACGUUCGUGAAGGCCGAGUCGGCCAUCGGAGUGGUGCAUUCGGACUCGAACCCGGUCAUACUGUCCCACCGGCUGGGGGCCCAGACUUCACCGCCAGUCGAACGUACGCCACCCAUGUGCCUAUCUCUGCAGGAGAUCCUGAUCGUUGGCAACUGCGCCGACCAGGUGAAGUUCAGUGAAUUGUCGAUGGACAUGUUCAGGAUGCUGCAAACGCUCGAACGGGAGCCAAGGGACGACCCUAAUCACCUGCACGACGCGUCGCCCGCGGGUAGAAUACCGUUCAGGCCUGGUGUGUAUCCUGGGACCGAGAACGGUGCCAGGCGGGACAAUCCACACAAGUACCUGCUGUACAAGCCCACCUACAGCCAGCUACAGGUAUUCCUCGCCAGCGGCUUCAAGGAGUUGCCUGCCAACGGCGCGCUGUUACUCUACUUGUCCGCCGACGGCUGCUUCUCCACUGUCAAGCAUCCGGAAGAAAUGGGGUACGACCUGGGUGGCGUGUCCACGUGCAGCAAGAGGGACCCGGAGCACGGGAAGAGGCCGACAGGUGGCAAGGAACCGCACUGCCUAUACCCGGGUGACCUCUAUCCGUUCACGAGGAAGCCACUGUUCGUGGUCAUCGACUCAGACAACAGCUUCGUGUUCCAACAGAUGCCCCAUUACUUUGGGCAGCCGUUGAUGGUGCUGAUGUCCCCCCAAGACAUGCCGCCGACGUUACGUGACGUCCGACACGGUGGAAGCCUGUUCACUCUGUUUCUCCACGCCCCUCUAGCCGCGUUUUGCCUUAUAUGCAACAUCGGCAGCCUAGCCGUGCACCACUGGGAGCGAUGCCAGCAUUACAUCGAGCGAUUCCUCAUCGAGGCCUGUCAACUCGUCAUGCGCUCCAGAUGUGAGACCAGCGUGUUGCAAUUCUUCGGCGACGAUUUCCUACGACUGUUGCUGGUGCGCUACGUGUUCUGCGACGUGGUGUUGAAUCUGCACCGGACGUUCAGGGGUCGACAGCAGAGGCCCCGUUGUCAUCCACCGUUGCCGGACGCGGAGGUCCUCGAGCAUCCCACCCUUCAUCAUCUGGUGCUCGAUCUGGCCGCCUGCCUCGACUGCCGUGACCACUUUCCGGAAAGCAACGAGCUCGCCUGA